AUGGAUCCCGGUAUCCAGACCCCGGAGCAUAUAGAGAAUGGGUCACCCUUUACGACAAGUGAUCAUUUUCGAGCAUUGGCUAAGUUGAACCAACAUUCAAAGAUCCAAAACUCGACCUUCACCGCCACGGGGCCUUUAUCCUUCCUCCAGUCGUGGACUCUUCCUGUCCAAAACCCUUCUCUCCAGUUGUCCAGUGAAGCCAUAACUGGGUAUCGCGAGGUCUUCGACCUCGGCGUGUCAUUGCGCGCCCGAUAUCCCGACUUCUUCAGCCCCGGCGGGCCUGUCCACGUCUUUGCCAACGACUACCCUCGAGUCAUCGAGACCGCGCAAAACUUUCUGCGCGCAUACCUAGGAGUGAACGCCAGCCAGGGGCCUGUUCUGGGAACCGUGUUUGCGGUCAACAGUACCGGCUCAUCUUCCGCUCUGGGGAAUUCCCUGGCGCCCUCCGACCUAUGCCCCAAUUACCAUGACGACUCUGGCGCGAAUCAGACCACCAUCUGGGGCGCCACUUACAACCCAGCCACAGCCGAACGGCUGCAAAAGGAAUACAUUACGAGCGGAUACCUCAACAUCACGGCAGCCGACGUCGCGACGAUGCAGUAUCUGUGUGGGUUCGAGACGGCCAUUUGCGGCACAGUCUCGCCCUUCUGUCAUGUUUUCACGGCCGAAGAGUUCAGAAAGUACGAGUAUUUCCAGGACUUGCGGUACUACUAUGGAAACGGCCCCGGGAGCGACGAGGGGAAAGGGAAAUACAUGAUGUUUCCGUUUCUGGCAUCGAUCGCGGACAUGUUGGACACCGACACCUAUUCGAACAGCACCGGCGAUGUUGGCGUUCUGCAGCCAUUGACCAUGGCGUUUCUGAACGACGGCCAAAUCUCCCAACUGGUCGCCCAGAUCGGGGUCUUCGACGACGAGCCGGCGCUGCCUUCGACGUACAUGCCUGAUUCGCGCAAGUAUGUCGCCUCGCGGUUCGUCAGUAUGCGAGGCACCGUCGCCUUCGAGCGCCUGAGCUGUGGUUGCGGGUCCAAGUAUCUUCGAGUACGUCUCAACGAUGCGGUCUAUCCCAUUCCUGCAUGCCAGUCUGGACCUGGGAGAUCUUGCCCGGUUGCGCAAUACAAGCAGUAUGUGGAAGACAAGUACGCACGGAGCGGCGGGUUUCUCGAGAACUGCGGUGCCAAUACGACUGCCACCGAGAGUGAGGUCAAGACAGACUUCUGGACAAAGUAUGCCCAGUAUGUCGAAGAAGGUUGGAUAAGGACGGUGACGCCGUAA
Messenger RNA from Capronia coronata CBS 617.96, 1272 nucleotides. RefSeq lists its product as uncharacterized. The coding region runs from base 1 to 1272 and encodes 423 amino acids. Gene Ontology annotation, cellular component: fungal-type cell wall. The record is from RefSeq and is a predicted model, not a curated record. Gene Ontology annotation, molecular function: acid phosphatase activity. The transcript has 2 exons. NCBI's taxonomy places the organism in Eukaryota, Fungi, Ascomycota, Eurotiomycetes, Chaetothyriales, Herpotrichiellaceae.